ACUCUAUUAAUUACCACGAAACUGAAAAAAUAUUCAUCAAUUCGAAUAUCUCCACUUCGCCUCGAUCUUAUAAACCUGAAUUUGAAUCAAUAAACUCUAUGCAAUUAAUCCACUUUUUGCAUCAAUCUCCCUCUUCUUUUUCAAAUCCCAAGCUCUUCGUUUCCAUCUUUCAAACCUCAAAAUUAAAUCUGAAUCAUUGAUGGCUCGUAAGCAGCCUUUGUUGCAUGAGCUACUGAAAGAAGAACAAGAACCAUUUCAUUUAAACACCUACAUUGCAGACAGAUGCUCUCAACUCAGAAAAUCCUCUUUACAGAUCAAGAAACGGAAGCCCAUAAUUCAUACUUCACCAACAGAUUUAAAGCACAGUAGCUUUUGCAAGAAUGCAUGCCUAUUUUCGUUCCAAAAGUCGCCGGACUUCAGAAAGUCACCUUUUCAGAGCCCAUGUAAAUCGCCAAAUCGUGCUGUUUUUCUUCAUAUUCCUGCUAGAACUGCUGCUCUGCUUGUUGAAGCGGCUGUGAGGAUUCAGACAAAGCAGUCAAAACGGAAAACCCAGGUAAAAAAUGUCGGGUUCGGGUUGUUUGGAACCGCUUUUAAGAUGCUGAAAGAUCGUACCAAGAACAAAAGUCGUAUGCUUGGUGUCUGUGAUAAUCAGGUUGAAAUUUCAAGAAAAAAUGAGACCAAAAUUGACGAAAAAAUAGAUAUGGAUAUUAGAUUUUCUUGUUCUUGUGAUAAUUGGUCAUCGAGUAAUGAGGAGAAGUCCAUGGAUUUGGAGACAUCUACUAGCAGCUGUUCAGAUUGUGUUGCUAAAGGGAGAGCAAAUAUUAAUGGCGAUUUUGCUUCUUGUGAAAACCGCUUUUGUUCAAGCCCUUUCAGAUUUUCUCUACAGAAAAGCCCAUCAUCCUCCGGUUGUCGGACGCCUGAUUUCUCUUCGUCGGAAGCUUCUCCGAGUCGCCGGAGUAAAGGGGAGAAAGCGAUUUGUGGAACAAAAUGUUCGGAAGAAAUACUAGAAGAAGAGGAAAAGGAAGAGGAAGAGGAAGAGGAAGAGAAAGAUCAUUUUAGUCCGGUAUCCGUAUUAGAUCCUCCCUUUGAAGAGGACGAGGGACAAGAAAAGGCAAAUGUAGACGAGGACGGUUAUGAUCUUGAAUGCAGCUAUGCAAAUGUACAAAGAGCAAAACAGCAGCUGUUACACAGGCUUCGCAGAUUCGAGGAACUUGCAGAAUUAGAUACAAUAGAACUCGAGAGAAAGUUGCUAGAAGAAUCAGACAGUGACGACCAAGUGGAAAGAGAGGAAUGCAAAGACGAUGAACCUUUUGCAAUUUACAAAGAGCAUAGUGUCGACACAUUUGCUUCUGAAGUUCUUGCCAUAUCGAGGUUUCAGAAAAUGCAGAAGAUUCCUACUGAAAUGAAGAGGCUAGUACUAAAUCUAAUUGUGGAGCAAAAGAGCGAAAGGAAUUGCUCGAACAAUAGUGAUCAAGUAGUAUUUGACACCGUAGAUAUGAUGAUUGAAUUGGCUUUCCGACGAGAAUCGAACAGAUGGACAAAAUUUCGGGAGCAGGAGGAAGAAACUGCAGCAGAAAUUGAAGUUGGCAUAUUUGGGAUAUUAGUGGAAGAGUUUUCAGAGGAGCUAUGUUACUGAAUUGGACGUCGUGGAAGACUUGAAUAACGUGAACAAUUUUUUCUCAUAUUUUUCUGAAAAUUUUUGUUUCAAGUUCGAACAUCAUAGUCCGAUUUUUAUGAUCAAGAACUCGAGGGAUAUGAUAAUAGAUUGUAGCAUUUGGUUCGCACAUAUUGCUA
Olea europaea var. sylvestris is the source of this 1794-nucleotide messenger RNA. RefSeq lists its product as uncharacterized. Lineage: Eukaryota; Viridiplantae; Streptophyta; Magnoliopsida; Lamiales; Oleaceae. The record is from RefSeq and is a predicted model, not a curated record. Bases 200 to 1636 code for a protein of 478 amino acids. The transcript has 3 exons.